ACACAUUAAAUUAAAAUUAACUAGGAUUGAUUUUUAUUUACAGGUUAAGUGUAAAUUAACUGGAAUUAAAUUACGGAAUGGUUUGCUUAAAUCUAAAGUACAACAGAUGAGGACUUUAUGUAAACAAAUUGACCAAUAUUACAUCACCUUCUUUCGUUUAAUGUGCUUUCAUGCAUGCAAUUUUUAAACGUGGAUGAUUCUAAAAAAUAAUGACCUCCUGGUAUUGGAUGACAUCUUUAAAAAGCAUACAUCUUUAUUAUAUAAGCUAUGUGUAUUAUCCUUUCAGUCUAGGUUCUGUUUGUAUGCUUGACUCCAAGUGAAGAGAAAAUGGCUGAUCGAACUAAUAUUAAAAUGGAAAAUAAGCCAUCAAAAAACAUUCCAGUCUCAAAAAUACCUACAUCAGGAAGAGAUAGUGGAACACAUUCACGUUCAUCCUCUGUUUCAAAUUUAACUACAGCUUCUGAAAUUCAGUCUGAAGCUGGAGAUAUAUCUGAUGGUACCUGUGAUUUCAAAAUUGAUGAUAGAGUGUGGGUCAAUGGCUCUAAACCUGGCUACAUCAAAUUUAUUGGAAAGACUCAGUUUGCUCCAGGUGUAUGGGCUGGAAUUCUCUUAGAUGAACCUGUAGGGAAAAAUGAUGGCUCUGUUGCUGGUGUGAAAUACUUCACUUGUGAACCACAAAGAGGCAUCUUUGCUCGACCCCAAAAACUAUCCAGAUGUCCUGGAAGUACCAUAGAAGGUGGUGAUCCAUCAUCAAUUAGAAGUGGUGUCACUAGAACUCUAAGUAAUUUAAGUUCAUUAAGUAGAACUCCUAUUGCUUCAAAUAUUUCUAGCACAACAAAAAGUGUUUGCUCUAAAUUACGAAUAGGAGAAAGAGUAGUUGUAAACUCUACAAGUGGCAUCAAGUCAGGAAUUUUGAGAUUUGUUGGUGAAACUGAAUUUGCUAAAGGUGACUGGGCUGGAAUUGAACUAGAUGAACCAGUUGGAAAAAAUGAUGGUUCUGUUGCUGGGAAAAGGUAUUUUUCUUGUGAAAUGAAAUAUGGAUUGUUUUCACCAUUGCACAAAGUAUCUCGAGCUGGUGGAACAGCUCCUCCAAGAUCUACUUCUGCUCGUGGUACUCCACUUAUGAGGACUGCAAGUAAGGAUUCAUUAAAUAGCUCUGUAAGCAACUGCUCUCGCACAAGCAGAGUAAAGUUAGGUGUAACGUCACUAACUAACAGCCAGAAAAUUAAAAGUCCUGGCAUGGGGAUUAUGACGAAUAAUCGAGCGUUGGAGGAAGCUUUAAAAGAAGCAAACCAGCACAUUGAGCAGCUUCUGAAAGAACGUGAUCUCGAACGAGCAGAAGUUGCAAGAUUAGCUAGUCAUUAUAAAGAGGUUGAAGCUAAAUCGUUAGAUUUGAAGAAAGAGCAAUUAGAAGCAAGUCAUGCUCGAAAAAUUCUCGAAGAUGAACUGGCUUGUCAGAAAAGGAAACUUGAAGAUUUACAAUUUCAGUUUGAAGAAGAAACAAUUGCUAAAGGUGAAUUAGAGAUGCAGCUGCAACAAAAAAAUCUGCUUGUGGAACGUAUUGAAAAAUUUGCUUCUGAAAAUUUGGGCAAUAAAUUUAUAAAUAUUAAAGAGAUUAUUGAAAAUCGUGAAAAUUUAAGUCCAGUGAAAGAGGAACAAGAGAAUGCAGUUCAUGUUGAAAGCUUAAAAAAAAUUGAAGAAUUGCAAAAAGCUGUACAUAAUCUGCAAGAAGAAAAAGAGAAAAUUUCCGUUGAUGUUAUUCAGUUACAAAGUAAGUUAAAUGACUAUGAAAAGAUUAAAGCUGACCUGGUGAUUUUUAACAACGCUUUACAAGAAAAAGAAGAUGUAAUUUCAAAUUUAAAAAAUGAGUUAAGUAUUCAACUUGAAAAAGUUACACAGCUAACUGAUGAUAAUCAAAAUCUGAAUAAGCAGAUUGCUAUGCAAGCUGAGCAAGCAAAGGGGGAAGCAGCUGAUAUAAUUACAAAUCUUGGUGAGCAAAUUAAAUCACUAAAUGAAGAACUAAAAACUAAAUCCAGUCUAAUCAAAGAUAAAGAAACGAUUAUUCAAGACAAGGACACAGAAAUUUAUAACCUGAAGCAAAAUUUAGAAAGUCAAAUUCAAGCCAUAACUGAACUUGAAAAUCAGAGAAGUGAAUUAAACCAAGUAUUAAACCAGAAAGUUUUAGAGUUAACUCAAAACGUAGCUGUGCAAAAGGCUUUAGAAGAUGAAAUUUCUAGAUUUAAAUCUGAAAUUGAGUCUGAAAAUCUUCAAAAAGAAAAGCAAAUUAAGUUACUAAGUGAAGAAGCUAAAUACUAAAUCCAAUCAAAUCAAAGAUAUAGAAAGUGUUGUUCAGGAGAAGAAUUCAGAAAUUUUUAAUAUACAACAAAGCUUAGAAAGCCAUUCUCAGACCAUAAAUGAACUUGAAAAUCAGAAAAAUGUCUUAAAUAAAGCACUUAGUCAAAGAGAUUCUGAAUUGGCAGAAAGUUUAGCUACAAGAAAGUGUUUAGAGGAUGAUAUUGCUCUGCUUAAAUCUCAGGUUGAAUCUGAAGGCUUUCAAAAGGAAGAG
Molecule: messenger RNA, 2566 nt
Organism: Stegodyphus dumicola
Lineage: Eukaryota; Metazoa; Arthropoda; Arachnida; Araneae; Eresidae
Biological process (GO): cytoplasmic microtubule organization
Cellular component (GO): cell cortex; nucleus; microtubule plus-end
Molecular function (GO): microtubule plus-end binding
Source: RefSeq, a predicted model, not a curated record